This is a messenger RNA of Purpureocillium lilacinum, 1053 nucleotides long. RefSeq lists its product as uncharacterized. The record is from RefSeq and is a predicted model, not a curated record. Lineage: Eukaryota; Fungi; Ascomycota; Sordariomycetes; Hypocreales; Ophiocordycipitaceae.
AUGGCCUUUCGGCUCGCAGAUCUCCCUCCUGAGAUCCGACACCUAAUCUGGGAUGCGACCCUCCCGGAGCGCCGCGUCUUUCACGUUAGCGACUGCGCCAAGAUAGCCUACCCCAACCCGGAGGAGAAGGGGGACGAGGACGAGGAGGCGGAGGCGGAGGCGGAGGCGGAAGAGGAGCAGCACGAGGACGGCAUCGACUCGUCCGGCAUGGCCACCUGGCAGCCAGAGCCCGGCGAGCGGACCUUUGACUUUUACAUCCGCCACGCUCCUCCCUUGGCAACCCAAAUCUGCCGCGAGUCCCGCAUGGUCGCCCUGUCGUCGGGCUUCUUCUUCCUCUCGCCCAGCAGCAGGUCGAUUGUCAGGCCGCCGUCGCCCGGGGCAUGGUUCAAUCCCCGGCGAGACAUGCUCUACCUUGACCGCAACAUGCGGCACCGAAUCAAGGCCGAGCCGCGGCUGCACGUCGCCGGCAUGGACAGGGUUCUUCACGUCGGCGUCGAGUGGCGGGCGUGGUUCCGCGACAUUCCUCGCCUGCGCGAGGGCCAGGACAUGUGCCCGCACUGGCGGGCGGCGCUGGAGCCGCUGCUGCUGUGCUGCCCGCGCGCCGAGACGGUCAGCUUCGUGCUCCCGCGGGUGCGUCACGUCGGCGGCGUCACGUUUGGAAGGGAGCCCUACGGCGCGGCGCAGUACCCCUGCGACCUGGCGCCACUGCCGGACGGCAUCCAAGUGCCGUGGGAGAAGCUGCCGCAGCUGGCGCCGGGAGCCGCCCUCGGGACGCCCGGGCUGGCGCUGUCGCUGACGGGGGGCACGAGCACGCUCACCGAGUGGAGGACCAUCCGGCGCGAGAUGGAGGCGGCUCUGGACUCGCUCGGGCGGCGUGACAAGGGAGCAGCCGCGGAAAUGAGCCAUGAAUGGGGCCGAGCGCUGCUGGCCACGCAAGGGAGACGACAUGGAAGAAGGGCGCCGUCGUCCACAAGCGUGAGAGGCUGGUGGCUGCUCCGACCCGGGGCGCCGACCAACUACGAGCAGCAGCAGGUCCGAGAGUUCUUGUCUUGA